Molecule: messenger RNA, 2638 nt
Organism: Lytechinus variegatus (green sea urchin)
Lineage: Eukaryota; Metazoa; Echinodermata; Echinoidea; Temnopleuroida; Toxopneustidae
Product: charged multivesicular body protein 2b-like
Exons: 8
Coding region: 100-732 (210 amino acids)
Biological process (GO): endosome transport via multivesicular body sorting pathway; protein transport; late endosome to vacuole transport
Cellular component (GO): ESCRT III complex; multivesicular body
Source: RefSeq, a predicted model, not a curated record
GUUUACUACGUACAGGCACGGCUAAUUUCUAAACCAGAAAAGUCAGAUGAUCUCUGAACAUUGAGGUUCUACUUUUCAUCUUUAAUACAAACUGCAACGAUGUCCCUUUUCAAGAAGCCUACAGACAAAGAGGUUUUGAGAAAAACGGAGAAAGACUUGAAGAAGACACAACGAGGAGUGGAUAGGGACAGAGUGAAAUUGGAGAGAGAUGAAAAGAGAUUAGAAAUGGAAAUAAAGAAGGCUGCUAAACAAGGCAACAAACAGGCAUGUGCAGUAUUAGCGAAACAACUCGUAAACUUAAGAAAACAGAAAGUUAGGUUAUAUGGGGCCAGUGCAACAAUAUCAUCAGUCAAUGCGCAGACUAAGUCUAUGGUAGCUAACAAAGCAACUGCAGAAGCCAUGGGGAGAACAGCAAAGGCGAUGGGUGCCAUGAACAAACAGAUGGACCCUCAGAAGGUGAUGAAAACGAUGCAACAAUUUCAGGUGGAAUCAUCCAAGAUGGAAAUGAAAGAAGAGCUGAUGGAUGAUGUAUUGGACGAUAUCCUAGGAGGAUCGGAUGAAGAGGAGCAAGACGCUAUCGUCAAUCAGGUCUUAGAUGAGAUCGGUAUUGAGGUUUCAGGGAAGCUUGCCGAUGCACCAGGGUACAAAGGAGCCCUCCCAUCAAAAGUGUCAGAAUCACAAGCAAAGGAUAAAGCUUUAGAAGAACAACUUGCCAGGUUAAUGAGGGAAUAACUCUUAAUUUCUUUUCUGCCAGUAAUAAAUGUAUAUUUAUGUCAAUUUUUAUACAUGUUUUUAUUUUUAUCAGUCAUUGACACUUCAUUUGAAAGGGUAAUGAGAAUUCAUCUAUGACACCAUUGGGGUGUUUCAUGACGUGUCUUUUCACUGAUUUUCGUUGACAAAUUAUCUCUCAGCCAAUCAGGUGCUAGGAUUUCAGUAGCUUAUAACAGCUGUCACUGAAAAUCUGUGAUGGAUUGCUUCAUGAAACAUUCCCUUGUGAUAUGUUAUUUAUGUUAGUAUGGUUGUUCACCAUACAUUGCUUUCUGUAUUUAUAGUAUAGUGCAUUAUACAAGGACAUGAAUUAUAAAAGCAAACAGUUUUGUGAGGAAUGUAUUUUCAGAGUUUUAGGAAUUACUGCAGUCCAAACAUUGAAGCUCUCAGGUCAUAACAUGUAAUCUUCUUAUCUAACUUUCAUCAUGUGUUAAGAAUUAAUGUUACAGAGGUUUUUCUUUGCAGUAAAAUAGGUAUAAGUGGUCAUUUGAUCAUUAUAAUAAACUUCCUAUGCAAGGGGGUGUGUUUUGUUUUCCAUGAAAAUUGAAUAUACAUUAUCAUUUAAGUAUAUACUUAAGGAAACUAUCCACAAAUGCCACUUAUCUUUCAGUGCAGGUCAAUUCAAUUAAUUUCCAUAUUCCAAGCAUUGUGAUUAUUACCCCUCUUAAAUUCCAGGCCCGGGUUAGCUCAUCAAUAUACAAAAUGACCCACUCUGUGUCAUUUUUGGCAGUGUAAUUUUUUAUUUCUCAUUGACACCGGUCUACUUCAUGCACAGAAGGUUACACGGGAGCAAAGAGCAUUUUUCUCAUUAUCAAAAUAUAUCAUACAUAUAUACCAGGCUUUGAGUAAGUAAAGCGGGAAUUAUUAUUCCGAGGUUGGACUGCCAUUACUAUUUUUCCCCAAAGCCGUGAGGGAAAAAUAGUAAUUUUGCUAAUUUAACCGAGGAUGAAUCAUCCCUCUAUACUUUUGAAAUGAUGGCCUAGUAUGUUUGUUUUAUGGCCUACAUUUAAUUAGUUAGUACAAUAGAUCAUGCAUGAUAAUCCAGUUAUUGUACUCUUAGUUCAUCCUUUUCUAAUCUGAACCAAUAUAUAGAUACCUUUUUUUCUGAAGCCAUUUUCUCAGCGGAACGCGGAUUUGUGUUUCUCUGAUGACCGUUGUGCAUGAUCCAUCUCAAUGAUCUAUGACAUCAAUGAGUGCACUAUUUCAUCAUUGAUGCCACGAAAUAGUAAAUUUUCUUUAGUUGGCAUUUCAUUCUCAAAAUCAUCGCAAAAUAAUGAGAAUAUGUUUGGCCACAUGAUGCUAUUCAAACCAAUCAGCAUACUGGAUGUAAUAAAAAGUACUUUCACAACUGUAGUCUAUACAAAACGCUCAAUCAGCUUGGACAGAUUGACCCAUGUUACAGACAUUUCAGAUUCACUCUGUCAGUCUGAAAUAUGGAAAGCUACAGAUGUUGUAAUCCAUCAGCAGGAGGCACUGUCUUAUUGUGAAUAAAAAGGGGCUUGAUACCACAGUCACACAGGCCAAACUGACUCCAGGAGAUUCAAAUUUUACCACAUUAUUUACAAUGACAUAUGUUUGGUUAGUUUGAAGGCGGUUUCAUUGGUGUGACUAAAGCUUGAUUUGGUGGCAUGCAAACAACGCAAUCAUGAGUAUUGGUUUAAGAGUCAUCUGAUUUUACACAUGCAUUUAAGAUGAUUGUGAUGUUACUUACAAUCAAUUUUUGAGAUAGUAGGAUCAAUCUAUACUCUUUGUGUAACAGGGGCCCAGGUUUCCUUUUCUUGUAACUUUCAUUUUAUUUAUUGAAUGAAUACAUAUGUUCUUUUUUGUAUCAUUUUGUGUCAUGCAUGCUCUAAUUCCAUCACGAGUCAAC